AUGCGCGCAAAGCCUUCGCAAAUAGCCAAACUUGUCAAGGGGACCAAGGACAAUCAAGGCGGACGUCUCGCCCCAGCUCGCUCCGCCAAAGAAGAUGCUAAAUUUAAAUGUCGCGCUGAUCAAGGCGAAUUUAGAGACGACGGAACGUACAACGUGGUUGUACAGGAGAAUGGUGACCCGCAUGGUGCUCCCAUCGCCAAGACACUUGUCGACCCGAAGGUUGAUACGGGAGAAGAUGUUCUGAAACGCCUGGAGGAUGACUGGGGUAAAGCAAAGUAG
Laccaria bicolor S238N-H82 is the source of this 279-nucleotide messenger RNA. RefSeq lists its product as uncharacterized. The record is from RefSeq and is a predicted model, not a curated record. Bases 1 to 279 code for a protein of 92 amino acids. NCBI's taxonomy places the organism in Eukaryota, Fungi, Basidiomycota, Agaricomycetes, Agaricales, Hydnangiaceae. The transcript has a single exon.